Pygocentrus nattereri (red-bellied piranha) is the source of this 784-nucleotide messenger RNA. Its product is annotated as B-cell receptor CD22-like. The transcript is spliced from 6 exons. Bases 154 to 591 code for a protein of 145 amino acids. Gene Ontology annotation, molecular function: transmembrane signaling receptor activity. Gene Ontology annotation, biological process: cell surface receptor signaling pathway. Lineage: Eukaryota; Metazoa; Chordata; Actinopteri; Characiformes; Serrasalmidae. The record is from RefSeq and is a predicted model, not a curated record.
CACAAGAUCUCUCUCCCUCUCUGUCUCUCUCUCUCUCUCUCUCUCUCUGUCUCGCUGUCUCUCUCUCUCUCUCUCUCCCUUUCUCUCUCUCUCUCUCUCUCUCUGAGUAUAGGGGAGGUGUUCAGGUCCUUGUUCAGUCAUUACUGGGGCAGUAUGGAGCUCAGUCUGCUCUCUCUGAUGCUCUUGCUGAUCCACUGUGGACAAACUCAAGAUGGUGAUGUGAUCCUGGACAUUCCUGUCCAUCCUGUGACUGAGGGAGAUUCUCUGACUCUCCGCUGUUUAUUUCGCUCCACAAAGCCCUCAAACCUCACAGCUGAUUUCUAUAAAGAUGGAUCACUGCUCCAGACCCAGACGACAGGAGAGAUGAUCAUCCGUACUGUCUCAAAGUCAGAUGAAGGUCUCUACCACUGUAAACACCCAGAGAGAGGAGAGUCACCACAGAGCUGGCUCUCAGUCAGAGGAGCUCCAGUCUCAGCGCUCAGUCUGCUCAGCAGUUUAAUGGCAGUGUCUCCAUAUUUGCUGGUGUCCAUCGUGCUGGGGGUCAAAUGCUACAGAGCUCGAGCUAAACCUGAUGAGCAGAGCAGAACAUAAGCAAUGAUGGAAGCUGAAACAUCUUGAGUGCUGAAUGCCAGGAACUCCUGGUUUGGGUUUUAAGGAGUGAAGACAGAAAAGGACCUGAAUACAUUUAGACUGUCAGAAUUAUUUUUAGAAGAAGAAAAAAAUCUCUCAUGCAUUAAAAUGUAAAUCCUCUGUCUCUUUUUAUGGUCCUUCAUCCCUGCAAAAU